Molecule: messenger RNA, 4651 nt
Organism: Egretta garzetta (little egret)
Lineage: Eukaryota; Metazoa; Chordata; Aves; Pelecaniformes; Ardeidae
Gene: MAP4K4
Product: mitogen-activated protein kinase kinase kinase kinase 4
Exons: 32
Biological process (GO): protein phosphorylation
Molecular function (GO): protein kinase activity; ATP binding
Source: RefSeq, a predicted model, not a curated record
UCCCCCCGCCAGGACCCCGCUGGGAUUUUUGAGCUGGUGGAAGUGGUUGGCAAUGGCACGUACGGGCAAGUCUACAAGGGUCGGCAUGUCAAAACGGGUCAGCUGGCAGCCAUCAAAGUCAUGGACGUUACUGAGGACGAAGAAGAAGAAAUCAAACUGGAGAUUAAUAUGCUAAAGAAAUAUUCUCAUCACAGAAAUAUUGCAACUUAUUAUGGUGCUUUCAUUAAGAAAAGUCCUCCAGGACAUGACGACCAACUGUGGCUUGUUAUGGAGUUUUGUGGAGCAGGGUCUAUCACAGACCUUGUGAAGAACACGAAAGGGAAUACUCUGAAAGAAGACUGGAUAGCAUAUAUCUCCAGGGAGAUUCUCCGGGGGUUGGCACAUCUUCACGCCCAUCAUGUGAUUCACAGGGAUAUCAAAGGGCAAAAUGUGCUGUUAACAGAGAACGCGGAAGUGAAACUUGUGGAUUUUGGUGUGAGCGCUCAGCUGGACAGGACAGUUGGCAGGAGAAACACUUUUAUUGGAACUCCGUACUGGAUGGCUCCAGAAGUUAUUGCCUGUGAUGAAAAUCCAGAUGCUACAUAUGAUUACAGAAGUGACCUUUGGUCAUGCGGCAUUACAGCCAUAGAGAUGGCAGAAGGAGCUCCCCCGCUUUGUGACAUGCAUCCCAUGAGGGCACUCUUUCUGAUACCCAGGAACCCUCCCCCGCGGUUAAAAUCCAAGAAAUGGUCAAAAAAGUUUUUCAGUUUUAUAGAAGGUUGUCUAGUGAAGAAUUACAUGCAGCGACCUUCUACAGAACAACUCUUGAAACAUCCCUUUAUACGUGACCAACCAAAUGAAAGGCAAGUCCGAAUCCAGCUUAAGGACCAUAUAGACAGGACCAGGAAGAAGAGAGGAGAGAAAGAUGAGACAGAGUAUGAAUAUAGUGGAAGUGAAGAAGAAGAGGAGGAAGUGCCUGAACAAGAAGGAGAGCCAAGCUCCAUUGUCAAUGUGCCUGGAGAAUCAACCCUCCGACGUGAUUUCCUGAGACUACAGCAGGAAAACAAGGAACGGUCCGAGGCCCUUCGGAGACAGCAGCUGCUGCAGGAGCAGCAGCUCCGUGAGCAGGAGGAGUACAAGAGGCAGCUGCUGGCUGAGAGGCAGAAGCGCAUUGAGCAGCAGAAGGAGCAAAGGAGGCGGCUAGAGGAGCAACAAAGAAGAGAACGGGAAGCUCGAAGGCAACAAGAGCGUGAGCAAAGGCGGAGAGAACAGGAAGAAAAGAGACGUCUGGAAGAGAUGGAGAGGAGGCGUAAGGAAGAGGAAGAGAGAAGAAGAGCAGAGGAGGAAAAGAGGAGGGUAGAAAGGGAGCAGGAGUAUAUCAGGCGACAGCUAGAAGAGGAGCAGCGGCACUUGGAAAUUCUACAGCAGCAGCUGCUCCAGGAGCAGGCCAUGUUACUGGAAUACAGAUGGCGAGAGAUGGAGGAACACCGACAGGCGGAGCGACUCCAGCGCCAGUUGCAGCAGGAGCAAGCCUACCUCCUGUCGCUGCAGCAUGAUCACAGCAGGCAGCAGCAACAGCAGCAGCAGCAACAGCAGCAACAGCAAGAAAGAAAUAAACAAAGCUAUCACACCCCCGAGCCAAAAUCCCACUAUGAGCCUGCUGAAAGAGCGCGUGAGGUGGAGGAGAGAUUCAGAAAAACUAAUCAGGGCUCCCCUGAAGCACAGUCUAAGCAGAUGGGCAAAGUGUUGGAGCCACCAGUGCCUUCAAGAUCAGAGUCCUUUUCCAAUGGAAACUCAGAACCUGCUCAGCCUGCCCUGCAGAGGCCGAUGGAACCCCAGGUACAGUGGUCCCAUCUGGCAUCUCUCAAGAACAAUGUUUCCCCUGUCUCGCGAUCCCAUUCCUUCAGUGACCCUUCUCCCAAAUUUGCUCAUCACCAUCUUCGUUCCCAGGACCCAUAUCCACCUUCACGCAGUGAAGUGCUAAAUCAGAGUUCUGACUCUAAGUCGGAGGUACCCGACCCCACCCAAAAGGCUUGGGCUAGAUCAGACAGUGACGAGGUGCCUCCAAGGGUACCUGUGAGAACAACGUCCCGAUCACCAGUCUUGUCCCGCCGUGAUUCUCCACUGCAGGGUAGCGGGCAGCAAAAUAACCAAGCAGGUCAAAGAAACUCCACGAGCAAUAUAGAGCCUCGUCUGCUGUGGGAAAGGGUGGAGAAGCUUGUACCAAGACCGGGCAGUGGCAGUUCUUCAGGUUCAAGCAACUCCGCAUCAUCCAAAUCAGAGGGUUCGCCAUCACAGCGUCACGAAAGUGCACCUAAAAAGCCUGAAGAGAAAAAGGAAGUCUUCAGACCUAUCAAGCCUGCUGGAGAAGUGGAUUUAACUGCAUUGGCAAAAGAAUUGCGAGCGGUAGAGGAUGUGCGACCUCCACAUAAAGUGACGGAUUAUUCAUCCUCAAGUGAGGAGUCAGGGACAACAGAUGAGGAAGACGAUGAUAUGGAACAAGAAGGAGCAGAUGAAUCUACUUCUGGACCAGAUGAUGUCCGAGCAGUGUCAACAUUGAACUUGAGCAAUGGUGAAACAGAGUCAGUGAAAACCAUGAUCGUCCAUGACGAUGUGGAGAGUGAACCUGCCUUGACUCCUUCUAAGGAGGGCACCUUAAUUGUCCGACAGAGUACAGUUGACAAAAAGCGUGCCAGCCAUCAUGAGAGCAAUGGCUUUGCCGGUCGCAUUCACCUCUUGCCAGAUCUCUUACAGCAAAGCCAUUCCUCCUCCACUUCCUCCACCUCCUCCUCCCCAUCCUCCAGCCAGCCGACACCCACCAUGUCCCCACAGACACCCCAGGACAAGCUAACUACUAAUGAGACUCAGUCCGCUAGUAACACACUCCAGAAACACAAAUCUUCCUCCUCCUUUACACCUUUUAUAGACCCCAGAUUACUACAGAUUUCUCCAUCUAGCGGGACAACUGUGACUUCUGUGGUAGGAUUUUCUAGUGAAGCAAUGAGAUCAGAGGCAAUAAGGCAAGACCCUACACGGAAAGGAUCAGUUGUCAACGUGAAUCCCACGAACACGCGACCACAGAGUGAUACCCCAGAGAUUCGCAAAUACAAGAAGAGAUUCAAUUCUGAGAUACUGUGUGCUGCCUUAUGGGGAGUGAAUUUGUUAGUGGGCACUGAAAGUGGUUUGAUGCUGCUAGACAGAAGUGGUCAGGGGAAGGUUUAUCCGCUCAUCAAUCGAAGACGAUUCCAGCAAAUGGAUGUACUUGAAGGGCUGAAUGUCUUGGUGACAAUUUCUGGUAAGAAGAACAAGUUGCGAGUCUACUAUUUGUCCUGGUUAAGAAAUAAAAUCCUUCACAAUGACCCUGAAGUAGAAAAGAAACAGGGCUGGACAACGGUGGGUGACCUGGAAGGCUGCGUGCACUAUAAAGUUGUUAAAUAUGAAAGAAUCAAGUUCUUGGUAAUUGCAUUGAAGAGUUCUGUGGAAGUCUAUGCAUGGGCACCAAAGCCAUACCAUAAAUUUAUGGCCUUUAAGUCAUUUGGAGAACUGGUACAUAAGCCAUUGCUGGUGGAUCUAACUGUAGAAGAGGGUCAGAGACUAAAAGUAAUCUAUGGCUCCUGCGCUGGCUUCCAUGCCGUUGAUGUGGAUUCAGGAUCAGUCUAUGAUAUUUAUCUACCAACACAUAUCCAGAGCAGCAUCCAACCUCAUGCAAUCAUCAUUCUCCCAAACACGGAUGGGAUGGAACUACUGGUCUGCUAUGAGGAUGAAGGAGUUUACGUCAACACGUAUGGAAGGAUCACCAAGGAUGUGGUUCUGCAGUGGGGAGAAAUGCCAACUUCAGUCGCGUACAUCCGAUCCAACCAGAUUAUGGGCUGGGGAGAAAAAGCUAUCGAAAUACGAUCAGUGGAAACUGGACACUUGGACGGUGUGUUCAUGCACAAAAGGGCACAAAGACUCAAGUUCUUAUGUGAACGCAAUGACAAGGUUUUCUUUGCCUCCGUACGGUCAGGUGGAAGCAGUCAAGUCUAUUUCAUGACCCUUGGCAGGACUUCUCUUCUGAGCUGGUAGAAGCGGUGGGAUUUGGCGAGGAAUUGCUGACAUCCAGAGUCUGAGAUCUUCAUAACUCGGAAUUAUUUUCAACUGGAGUACAGACCUGCACGAAUGCAGCACUCUGUGUAAAUGUGUGUGCAGGCAUCACUGGUGUUAGGUUUCUUUUUGUUUUUCAACCGAGGCUGCGAGGCAGCUGGUGCUGUAAAGAUAUUGCCAUCAGGUGCUACAGUGUCUUUGAGAUUUGGGAUCACGCUAGAAAGCUACAGGUCUUCUUUUCCCUUCAGCUCCAGGAUUCCUAGGCUUUGAAGGACUCUGUUUGUUAGUGUUAAAACAGAGAGGGGGAAAAAAAAAGGAAAAAAAACCCAGACUUACCAUGAACAUGCUGUUGAGUGGACAGGAGGCAGGCAAGAGAAGGUGAGAAGUGGUGUAGAGAGUCAGGCUGGCUGAAACAGAGGGCAGAUCUAGUCUAGUAAUGUUAACAAUGUAUUUAAUUGACAUUUCUUUUUUGUAAUGUGACAAUAUGUGGACAAAGAGGAAGGUGGAGGUUUUAAGAAGUUAAUAUUUAUAAAAUGUGAAAGACACAGUGACUAGGAUAACUUCUUUUUGGGGGCAGGGAGGGUGGGAA